GGGGGAGCCGGGGAGCCGGGGGAGCCGGGAUCGGGCCGUGCUGCUCUGCUGAGGGCCAGUUCCCCGGGCCCUACCCAAACUAGAGCCCAAACCCGGAGCUUGGAAGAAUAAGCAAGACAUGGCGGACGAGGCGUUGUUUUUGCUGCUGCAUAACGAGAUAGUGUCCGGAGUGUACAAGUCCGCGGAGCAGGGGGAGGUGGAAAAUGGACGGUGUAUAACUAAGCUGGAAAACAUGGGCUUUCGAGUGGGACAAGGAUUGAUAGAAAGGUUCACAAAAGAUACUGCAAGGUUCAAGGAUGAGUUAGACAUCAUGAAAUUCGUUUGUAAAGAUUUUUGGACUACAGUAUUCAAGAAACAAAUUGACAAUUUAAGGACAAAUCAUCAGGGCAUCUAUGUGCUUCAAGACAACAAAUUCCGUUUGCUAACUCAGAUGUCUGCAGGAAAACAGUAUUUAGAACAUGCAUCUAAGUAUUUAGCAUUUACAUGUGGCUUAAUCAGAGGUGGCUUGUCAAACUUGGGGAUAAAAAGUAUUGUAACAGCUGAAGUUUCUUCAAUGCCUGCCUGCAAAUUCCAGGUGAUGAUACAGAAGCUGUAAGAACAUAGUAGAAAUACAAGGCCUCACUAUUGUGAAGAGAUAAAUUAUUGCUAUAUAAAGUAUUCAAGUCGUAAUGAUUUAACUACUUUGUUGGACAUUUGUAUAGAACUGAGGGUAUAUUUUAUCAUUCUAACAGAACAAGUUAAAUCUGAUAAAGGACCAUCUACUAUGACUUACACUUUACUGCAACUAUUCAAGAUGCACACCUGACUUCAAAUAACGAGACCCUAAGAUGUAAUUCUUACUUUAAAUAGUGUUUUUUACUUAGACUGAUGUGUAUUUAACUAUAGGUGGAAACACAAACCUAAGGUUUUGCUGAGUCAGCAUAAAAGUGUGCCCAUUAAGUCAUCUGUAUUAGAAUAAAUACAUUUUGAUAAGGUACGAAUGUUAUUUUUUUAAAAGUACACUAAAAUAAGCUUAACUUUUAUUGCUUGUAAUUUAUUUUGAAUAAGGAUUUUUUUCAUGUUAGAUUUUCUAUGUGUAUACAUUGUAUAUAUGACUGUAUUACUUAAAAACUUAAUUUUACUUUAAUAGUAAAUUAAUAGUGCUUGAAAGCCUCUUUAACAUAAUAAAAGUAGAGUACAGGUUAGUAUAAAUGUUAAUUUGGUGACAUUAGAGUCAGAGAAUAUUAGGUAUGUUGGGAAGGAUAAGUUCCUGUUACAUCUUUAAGCCUGUCUCCUGAGGCGUGCAAGUUCCGGUGAAGGUUCAAUCUAUGAUUAUUGCCUUAUUUAUUUUCCCACAGCGCAGAGGACUAGAUAAUUGGGUUUCAGCAGGGGGCCAAACUCAUGGACAGCCAUUGGAUCAUAUCUGCUCCGUGGGUUAGGGUCAGUGUUCAGCUGUUACAUCUCUCACACCACCCUUUCCCAUCUGUCUAGCUUAUGAAGCAGUUAUCACCAACUCUGCCUGUUGGGGGAUCUUGACUCUUAUGACUCAAAUUGUACUUUGUUUCUCAUUUAAU
Molecule: messenger RNA, 1553 nt
Organism: Ochotona curzoniae (black-lipped pika)
Lineage: Eukaryota; Metazoa; Chordata; Mammalia; Lagomorpha; Ochotonidae
Gene: TRAPPC6B
Product: trafficking protein particle complex subunit 6B
Exons: 6
Coding region: 119-595 (158 amino acids)
Biological process (GO): regulation of GTPase activity; endoplasmic reticulum to Golgi vesicle-mediated transport
Cellular component (GO): cis-Golgi network; TRAPP complex; trans-Golgi network
Source: RefSeq, a predicted model, not a curated record